Odocoileus virginianus texanus is the source of this 1976-nucleotide messenger RNA. The record is from RefSeq and is a predicted model, not a curated record. NCBI's taxonomy places the organism in Eukaryota, Metazoa, Chordata, Mammalia, Artiodactyla, Cervidae.
AAGACGCUACACCUCUGUAGGCUGUUAGGAAAGUGAGCAGAGUCUCCACAUGAUGGAGGCCCAAACUUCGCCCAAGGAUGAGGUGGCUGAGGCGGCGGAGCUGGAGCUUGAGGCCGUGAUCGGAUUCAAUGGACAUGUCCCCACUGGUCUAAAAUGCCAUCCUGACCAGGAGCAUCUGGUCUACCCUCUGGGUUGCACCAUCCUCAUCCAGGCAAUAAAUACUCAAGAACAGAAUUUCCUACACGGUCACAGCAACAAUGUCUCCUGUGUGGCCAUCUCCAAGAGUGGACUUUACAUUGCAUCUGGACAAGUCACAUUCAUGGGCUUUAAGGCAGAUAUCAUUUUGUGGGAUUAUAAGAAAAGGGAGCUGAUGGCUCGGCUGUCACUUCACAAGGGCAAAAUUGAAGCUCUGGCCUUUUCACCAAAUGAUAUAUACUUGGUAUCACUAGGAGGCCCAGACGAUGGAAGUGUGGUGGUCUGGAGCAUAGACAAGAGAGAGGCCAUCUGUGGCAGCCCCGCAGCCGGCCUCAAUGUCGGGAACGCCACCACAGUCAUCUUCUCCAAGUGCCGGGACGAGAUGUUUGUCACUGCUGGAAACGGGACAAUUCGAGUAUGGGAACUGGAUCUCCCAAACAGAAAGAUCUGGCCAACCGAGUGCCAAACAGGACAGAUGAAAAGAAUAGUCAUGAGCAUCUCAAUGGCCAAUGACGAUAGCUUUUUCUACCUUGGCACCACCACUGGAGAUAUUUUAAAAAUGAAUCCCAGGACAAAGCUGCUGGCAGACACAGGGCCUGCCAAGGACAAGUUCAGUCUGGGAGUAUCAGCUAUCAGUUGCCUGCACAUGGGGGGUUUGUUGGUGGGCUCUGGAGAUGGAUUGCUGGUCUUCUGUAAAAGCCCCAGCUACAAACCCAUCAAGAAAAUCCAGUUACAAGGUGGAGUCACCUCUAUCACACUUCGAGGGGAAGGACACCAGUUCUUUGUAGGAACAGAAGAAUCACACAUUUAUCGUGUCAGUUUCACUAAUUUCAAAGAGACUCUCAUCACAACUUGUCACUUUGAAUCUGUUGAGGACAUUGUCUUCCCAUUUGGCACCGCCGAGCUCUUCGCCACCUGCGCCAAGAAGGACAUUCGAGUGUGGCACACGCUGACCAACAGGGAGCUGCUGCGGAUCACUGUGCCCAACAUGACCUGCCAUGGCAUCGAUUUCAUGCGGGACGGCAAGAGCAUCAUUUCCGCGUGGGACGAUGGUAGAAUCCGAGCCUUCGCCCCGGAGACAGGCCGACUGAUGUAUGUUAUUAACAAUGCCCACAGGAUUGGCGUAACCGCCAUCGCCACCACCAGCGACUAUAAGAGGAUCAUCAGCGGCGGAGGAGAAGGGGAGGUACUGCGUCUUAGAAGGAAUCAGAUGAUCCUGGCUAACACCUUAUUCCAGUGUGUCUGUUACCACCCGGAGGAGUUCCAGAUCAUCACCAGUGGCACAGACAGAAAGAUUGCUUACUGGGAAGUGUUCGACGGCUCAGUCAUCAGAGAGUUGGACGGUUCCUUGUCCGGGGCUGUCAACGGCAUGGACAUCACAGUGGAAGGCGUGCACUUUGUCACAGGUGGAAAUGACCAUCUGGUCAAGGUUUGGGAUUACAAUGAGGGUGAAGUGACCCAUGUUGGGGUGGGACACAGUGGCAACAUCACCCGCAUCCGGAUAAGUCCAGGAAAUCAGUAUAUCGUUAGCGUGAGUGCCGACGGGGCCAUUUUGAGGUGGAAAUACCCAUUUCCCUCAUGAAGCAGCAGAGAUCUCCUGGAUUCACAGCAUCGAUUACCAUCUUGUUGAAGAAGCCUGAGACUCCUAGACUAAUCUUGCUUUCUCACAUCUGUGUUUUUGUUCUUUGACCAAAGUAUUUUAUCUACAUGUUUCUCCUUUUCUUUAUAGGAUGCAUUGCACAUUCUUGAAUUGUACAUUAAAAUUGAGAUGUGUUCAAGAA